ACCGAGUAAAACAACCUCAUAAGUACUGGUUACAACGAACAAGAAGAUCUCAUCGUCGCAUUCCAUCGCCGACGUACCCUCCCGAGCCCCACCUCUCUCCCGAGUCGAACACCUACGAGAGUAUUUCCCUCCUCAUCGCACUCUAGAGAAACCCCAUUCCAUACACCAACCUCUCCUCUCUCCGCGGCGGAUACCGAUCCGGAUCUCCGCCCCCACCCCCCGUAACCUGGCCGGAAUCUUCGGAUCCGCCGCCGCCUCCUCCUCCCUCAUCCGGCGAUGGAUCGCCGGAGCUCGUUCCCCAGAGGUUUCGUCCUCCAUUUGGAUCGAUUCAUCUCUUUUACUCCCUCUUCUCGCUCCCGAUCUCUUAGAUCGGUCAAUGUCGUGUAGAUCGCGAGCCACAUUGGCGAAUCUGAGAGAGGUGUGUAGCGUAGUGGAGAUCUUUGUGCCAUGGCGACGAGGAACCGGACUCCGUUGUAUCGGAAGUAUCGGGACGCCCUCCGGAGCGUUCGGGUGCCGUCGGCAUCGUCUUCUUCGCGUCGGGGGCCUUCUACGUCGGCUUCGGGCGGUGGUGCGGCGGUGGAGAUGGUGAGCACCUCGCUUCUCCAUCCGAAUCGGUCGUAUACUCCUCUCAGCACGGAAGAUCCUGGUAAUUCGAGUAAAGGUCCGCUUACCAUUGGUCUACCUCCAGCUUGGGUAGAUGUAUCGGAAGAAAUAUCUGUAAAUAUACAAAAUGCACGAAAAAAAUUGGUAGAGUUAGUAAAGGUUCAUGAAAAGGCUUUAAUGCCUUCUUUUGGAGAUGGAAAAAAGGAGCAACGUGCAAUCGAGAUGCUUACUCGGGAAAUAACAGAUCUACUAAAGAAGUCUGAGAAAAGAUUAAUGAAGCUCUCUUCCACUGUGUCAUGUGAAGAUUCAAAUGUUCGGAAAAAUGUUCAGCGUUCACUUGCAACUGAUCUUCAAAACCUGUCAAUGGAGUUCCGUAAGAAGCAGUCUACUUAUUUAAAACGGCUGCAGCAGCAAAAAGAGGGCCAGGAUGGUGUAGACUUGGAGAUAAAGAUAAAUGGAGCUCGAUCUACUUCUGAAGACGAUGACUUUGCUGAUGGGGGUUUUGAUGAUCAUCAGUUGUCUCAAUUGAAAAAAAGUGAGGUGUUUACAAAAGAAAGAGAGAAAGAGAUCACACAGAUUGUCGAAUCGGUGAAUGAGCUUGCUCAGAUUAUGAAGGAUCUAUCUGUCCUUGUAAUAGACCAGGGAACUAUCAUCGAUCGGAUAGAUUAUAAUAUACAGAAUGUUGCUGCCACGGUCGAAGAGGGGUAUAAGCAGUUACAGAAGGCGGAGAGGACACAGAAGAAAGGAGGGAUGGUUACGUGUGCUACGGUACUAGUCAUAAUGUGUUUUGUCAUGCUGGUCCUGCUAAUCCUCAAGGAGAUAUUAUUUUGAUUCACUCCAAAAGUAAUGGAAAUCGCUAUUAAGAGUCAUGCAUCUGAUCAUUCUUUCCAGGCAAACUUAUACAGUAGGAUUUAUUUAAAUACCAUUUUUCUCCCCUUAUUUAGUGAAUCCCUUUUGUAACCAUUCAUGUACAAGGAAAGAUUUUGGCUCUUCAAGAUGUUUUGCGUGCGUGUUAUGUAUUCUUUGCACGUGUAUCGAUUGGGUUCACCAAUUUUGUAUCUUUUCAUUAAUAUUUUUUGCUCUUUUCAACGGUCGUUUUAUAUGUGCUUUGAUCCGGAUUUCUCUCCUUUGUCACCCUUCAGCCUUUCUUUCGUGAAGUUUUGUUACAUAUAGUAAACAAACUUUGGUGCUUGAUGGAGGUUCUAUAUGAGUAAUCAGUUGCCAUCAACAGUGGCAUGAA
Molecule: messenger RNA, 1843 nt
Organism: Ananas comosus (pineapple)
Lineage: Eukaryota; Viridiplantae; Streptophyta; Magnoliopsida; Poales; Bromeliaceae
Product: syntaxin-43-like
Exons: 8
Coding region: 448-1434 (328 amino acids)
Biological process (GO): vesicle-mediated transport; vesicle fusion; intracellular protein transport
Cellular component (GO): membrane; SNARE complex; endomembrane system
Molecular function (GO): SNAP receptor activity; SNARE binding
Source: RefSeq, a predicted model, not a curated record